UUGUGAAUAUCGGACUCAGUUCUCUUAUAAACAAACUCACCGAAAUGAAAUCCUUCGUUGUAGUUUUCGCCAUCUGUAUUACCGGCGCUCUUGCUGGAAUCACUGAUGAACAAAAAGCUAAGCUCGUACAACACAAAGUCGCUUGUAUUUCUGAAACUGGAGUUUCUGAAGAUGUGGUCAAUAAGCUUAAGGAAGGAGAGCCUGUAGUUUUCGACGACAAAGUUAAUUGCUUCUCUGCUUGCAUGUUGAAGAGAGUUGGAAUCAUGAAACCUGAUGGCAGCAUUGACGAACAAGUUGCUCGUGCCAAGAUACCCAAGGAUUUGCCUCAAGACAAAGUUGACCAAGUGAUCAACUCGUGUAAAGUUCAAGUUGGAAAGGACAACUGCGAAACCGGUGGUAAAGUCUUGGCCUGCCUUGCGAAAACCAAAGCCGUCAAUCUUCUUCACUAAUUAUUCUUGUUUAUACAUUAAAAAUACUUGUUCGAAAACAAUUAUAGUAACAUGAGUACUUAUAAAUAAAUAUGCUUCGUGCACGAUCAUGAAAAUUAGUAUGCUUGUUUAUUCCGAACGGCCGCCAAGGUGUUUCUGCACGUACAACUUCGACUGUAACCUUGAGCCUCCACCUAUUUUAAGUAAUGAUA
Phymastichus coffea is the source of this 640-nucleotide messenger RNA. RefSeq names its product general odorant-binding protein 56d-like. Gene Ontology annotation, biological process: sensory perception of smell. Lineage: Eukaryota; Metazoa; Arthropoda; Insecta; Hymenoptera; Eulophidae. The record is from RefSeq and is a predicted model, not a curated record. Gene Ontology annotation, molecular function: odorant binding. The coding region runs from base 45 to 449 and encodes 134 amino acids. The transcript has 5 exons.